Messenger RNA from Hydra vulgaris (swiftwater hydra), 2611 nucleotides. Lineage: Eukaryota; Metazoa; Cnidaria; Hydrozoa; Anthoathecata; Hydridae. The record is from RefSeq and is a predicted model, not a curated record.
UAUUUAAAAGAUUUUUUGAAUAUUAAAUGUCUAACAAUUACUAACUUUUGUUACAAGAUAAUUUAAAAUGGGUGAUGAGAUAUUUGGUGAUGAUGAUGAUGCCUCUCGUCGCAGAAAACGUGGUUUGCUAAAAAUGUACUAUGGUACUAGUCAAGAAGCAGAAAAUAAAGACCCUUAUGACAUAGAUCAAGCAUAUUUUGAACAUGAUGCCUAUUUGGAGAAAAUAUUUAAGGAAAAAACAUUGCAUGAACUUAUGGAUAAAGAAAGCGAAGUUGUUAAACAAAUCCGAACACUUGACAGCGAAAUGCAGACAUUGGUUUAUGAAAAUUACAAUAAGUUUAUCAGUGCCACAGAUACAAUUAAAAAAAUGAAAAGUGAUUUUAAACGAAUGGAAGAUGAAAUGAAUAAACUUGAUUCAACAUUAUCUUCAGUGACUGAAUUAAGUGAUAAAGUUAAUUCAGCUCUUCAAGUCAAAAGGAGCCACAUUGCACAGCUUUCUGGUGUUCAUACUUUGUUACUUAAGCUUCAAUUUUUGUUUGAACUUCCCAAUCGUUUGAAUAAAUGCAUUGAAAUGAAACAGUAUGCUCUUGCUGUUAGGUACUACUCAAAAGCUCAAGAUGUUUUAAAUAAGUACAAGCACAUGCCAUCAUUUGCUGGAAUACAUACAGAUUGUGAAGUUAUUAUCCAAAAUCUUAUGAAGACUUUGCGCUCUUUGUUAUGUAAUCCUGAUUCCACAACUAGAGAACUCACAGAGUGUGUUGAUUUAUUGUUAAAGCUUGGAGAACCAAAUAAUAUUUUAUGUGAUGAAUUUCUAACUUUGGCUCGUGAUAAAGUAGGAGAGAGCUUGGACAGUCUCAGAAUAAAGUUAACUGGGGAUGAAGAAACAGAACGAGAUGAUGUACUUGAUUUUAUGGAUUGUGGUUGCAACAACUUUUUGGGUGAUAUUUCACUUGUCACUGCUUCAUACCAUGAACUUUUUAUUAAAAAGUAUUUAAAUGCGUCAGAUUUACAAAAUACUGCUAAAGAAAAAUUGGCAACUUUCAUAAUGGAUCACAUGGCUGAGUUUUUUAAAUUUGUUCGCAAAAGACUUGAACGUGAGAAACAAACAAGUGACAGCACUGUACUUGUAAGAGCAUUAGAUAAAUUUUAUCGCAAAGUGCAAUCUGUACACCAAUUAAUUCCAGAGUCUGGUAUGGAUCGAACUGCAGCUAACAUUGUUGCAUUUUCAGCACAUAGUCUUGUUGCUCAUUGCACUGAGUAUUGCAUUAAUCAGCUUUUAACCAUUAUUACUGAUACAAGGCAAGCUUUGGUAACAACAAAAAGUAACCAAUCUAUUAUAUUUGAUAUUUUCAAUCAAAUGUUUCAUACCAUCGAGGAUCUAAUGAAAUCAGUACUUCUUAAUUUAAAGGCAUUCGUUGAUCCUGAUAUUGCUUUUUCUACAAAACCAUACUUCAGAGGUCCUUUCUGUAUAGAUGACAUCAGAGAAGGUCUUGUGGUUAACUUUUUGAAACAACUGAGUGAACGAUUUGAUGGAUUUGCACAUGAAAGCAGUCAAAAUAGUAGUAUUCCUGCUUCUCUGCUUCUCAUAAUGUGCAAGCUAUCUUUUGUGUUUAUGGAAAAGACUAUUGACCAGUUUUUACAAAAUGCUGAAUCGUGGUUUCCUGUUGAUGAUGAGAUCAAGCAAGGCUGCAUUAUAACUAAGUCUUCAACACUGCAAGACAUGUACAAAAAAACCUCACAUCUUUUAUUGAAUCAAUAUGUAAGCACCCAGGGUCUUUCAAUUUCUCAAAUGUUGCGAAAGAGUGUUGAAACACGUGACUGGUUAAAUACAAUUGAACCGCGUAAUGUCCGCGCAGUAAUGAAAAGAGUAGUUGAAGACAUUACUAUUAUAGACUCUCAAGUGGGAACAUUAUUAGCUGAAGGCGUUAGAAAGGCACCUAGCUCCGAUUCUAGUAAACGAACACACAGUAUUUUGCAUACAGCGCAAAGGAAUCAAAUGAAUUACGGGAAAAAUUUAAAUAUAGACACCAGUCUUAUGAGCAACAUACAAAAAUUGUUUACCGAACGCAUUGAAGUGUUUACUGCGGUGGACUUCAAUAAAAUUUCUGUAUUAACUGGAAUUAUAAAAAUUGCUUUAAAGACGUUAGUUGAAUGCAUUCGUUUACGAACUUUCAGUAAAUAUGGUUUGCAGCAAAUUCAAGUUGACACACAUUAUUUACAAAUGUAUUUAUGGAGAUUUGUGCAUGAUGAGAAUAUAGUUCAUUUUUUGCUCGAUGAAGCAAUAAAUAGUGCAGUACAUCGAUGCAUCGAGCCUGAAAUGAUGGAACCAAGCGUUGUGGAAAUGAUAUGCGAAAAAAGCUAAAUAUGAAUAUGAAAUGAUGAAAAUGAACAUGAAAAAGCUAAAUAUAAACGUCGUGAUGGUUUUAAUUAGAAAAAGAAAAUUCUUUGCAUCGUUAUGACGUUUAAAUCAUAGGCUUUUGAGCAAACGAAGAGAAAAAUUUAUGCAUCGGAAGUUAUUUUUGUUUUUUGUUUAGCUAAUAAUAUUUAUAUAUUGUAUAUUUGUUUAUGUAUUUUAAUAAUCCGGAAAAUAAAGUUCAUCAAUUAUAACGAA